GACGAGCACACAUUAGUUUGGCCCGGGAGUCGUACGGGAGAGGAGUGUUUGUUGCAUCUCCUCCUUGAGAAUAAAGUCCCUCCUCAACGGUCUCAAGUGGUCGCAGUGUUCAGUCCCCAGUUUUCUGACUUACAAAGUCUUUUUAAAAGCCAGGGUGAUUACUCUUGUCUGUUUGUAAAAGCCAUUGUACCAGAUUUUUUUUAUAUACUUGAAAAAAGUUCAUAAUCGCGUCUUUUAUAUUUUUAAAAGCUAAAAGUUUGCGCUAAAUUUGUGAUACGAUGAAUGUUACAGCCAAGCCAAUUGGAAAAUAAGCGAGCGAUUUGUCUAUCGGAUGUUAUCAAGCGUCGUAAAAUGAUCCUAACUGUGUUGAACCUUACGCACUUUGUUCAGUGUAGUUCCGGAGACUGUUAUUAAAAGAUAAACGAGAUAAAACGAGCAGAAAAAGUUUUGUUUCUAAAUACUUGCAACUGACCACACAAAAUUUUGAAACUUGGUCGCGGAAAAUCAGACAAACUGGUUCAAAGGGCUUUUGAGAACCUUCCUUCGGCAGGAGGUUCAGAAGACAGCCAAAGCAGCACCCUGAAGCUGUACAAGAUGAGACUGGGUGACGCAGGCGACGGCGUUGACGGAAGCAGUGUAGACUUGGGGCGUCUGUCCCUAGGAUAUGGCCAGUGGAGCGUCGAUCCCGACACGGGUGUCCUGUCGGUGACCGAAGCAACGCUCGCGAGGCUAAUUAACACCGACCCCAUCGACAGAUGGUACAUUCUCGAUCCGGAACCCAUUGCAAGGGGACAGUUCGCCGUAGUUUAUCACUGCCGUCACCGCAUCACCGGCGAGGAGUUUGCCGCAAAGUUUUCGUCGCGAUGGCGUAUGGGGGCCGAUUGCACGGCAGACAUCAUCCACGAGGUGGCCGUCUGCGCCAUGUUGAAACCCACCAACAGGACCAUCCAGCUCCAGGAUGUCUUCAGCACGGACACUGAGCUUGUCUUAGUGAUGGAGUACGCCGCUGGAGGAGAUCUCCAGACCCUGCUGGAUGAGGAUAGGGUCCCCUACGAACGCGACGUCAUAAGCUUCACGCGACAGCUCCUCGAGGGACUCGUGUUUAUUCAUGAUCAGAACAUCGUUCAUCUCGAUAUCAAGCCACAGAAUUUAGUGCUCAUGGGGGAAUUUCCCGAUUGUGCCGUGAAGCUGUGCGAUUUUGAGAUUUCCCGGAUGUUGACUCCCGGCCGAGAAGUCCGCGAGAUUUUGGGCACUCCAGAUUAUGUUGCUCCCGAAAUUCUCCAUUACGAACCCAUCACAAAGAAAACUGAUAUGUGGUCUUUGGGUGUUCUUACGUACGUCCUCCUGACGGGAUUCCUGCCCUUCGGCGGCGAUUCCGACCAGGAGACCUUCCUUCAGAUUUCGCGAGGAGAGCUCGACUUCCCAGCAGAAUUGUUCGAAGACAUCUCCCCGGAAGCAAUCGACUUCAUGAAGCGUCUCUUGCUCAGACAGCCCGAGAGAAGGAUGAGUGCAAGGGAAUGUCUCAGCCACCCCUGGAUGAAGAAGGAUAUAAAACGACCAACCACUUUAGACAUUCCGCCAUCAGCUUUGUGUACACCAGCAAGCAGUGCUAACCCUAGUCUUCCACCUGCACCAGUGCCACCCACGCCAACACCAGCUACGCCAGUCACUGCAGCAACUCCCACAGAAAUUGUUUCUCCAACACGGGACAUUGGUCUUCCUCCAUUCCAUCCCAACACACCAGUCAAGCAGUAUCCCCCAUUCUUCGAAUCUACAUCUACACUCACCUCCCCCGUCACUGCCAUGCCACCAGUAGUACCUCAAACACCCCUACAAAGGCAGGAGUCUCGUGCAUACAGACCUAACUUAGAUCGCCUGAAAAGCAUGUCUAAAUCCCGCGAGGUCCUUUCGGAGAGAAUUCAGAUGUCUAAUCUGAAAAAAACCAUUUCAAAAUCAAGAGAAAGGCUUUUCGACGUCAAGCUUGGGCUUUCCAAGUCUCGAGAGAGGCUCAUGGGUCUCCGAUCUUUCUCUCAGUCAGUUGAAGUUCUUUCGGCUCUUUCACAACUCAACCAAGAAAAUGCUAUGUACCAGAGUUGCAACAAUAUUUGCUUACCCAUGGUAGAGCCAUCUGAUAAGGAGAGUGAUAUUCCAUGCAGAAUGUACAAAAGUCUUGCAGCCAUUGAUCAGAUUGAUGACGAAUGCACUCACAAGCUUGGGUAUUUUGAGUCUAAAUUUGCCAAAGGAAGUGAAGAGUACAAUGACAGGCUUACAAGACAUAAUACAAAUAUGAAUAGUUUCAUCAUCACACAAGAUACUCCAAAAGCAAUCAGUGAUAUAGGAAGUGAAGCUCGCCUUCGUGGCGGAGGAAGAGGUGGACGUGGUGGAGAUGUAUGUGAUAAGAGAUGCCCUCGCCACACCCACAGACAGCCAGAAGCACAACCCACCCAGAAAAUACCCAAGGUCAACAGAGCUGAAAGAAUGAAGAGAGAUGCACAGAGACGACGAAAAGAGAGAAAAGAGAGGGAAAGAGAAGAGAAGGAAAAACAGAAAGGCCACACAGUUACUGACCCAGAGGUAGUUACUCGUUCAAGUAUUAAGCCACAAGAAAAAACUGAUGGAGCAUCAUCUCCAGUAGGGCGUAGAGGUUCUGUGUCGCACGUAGAGCAGCGCUUAGCAGAAAGACAUGAGAGACAACAAGAGCGUCUUGAAAGGCAAGAGAGAGAAGAGAGGAGAGGUAGCUUCAGUAGCAGAAGACGUGGUUCUGUUGAUAUUGAUAGGGUGAACUUGAAUGAAAAGUCGAAAACCAGCAGACAUAGCAUUAACUUAGGAGUUUCUCAUGAGAGACCACGAAGUACAACCCCAACAAGGAAAAGUAGAAGUAAGAAAGAUUCUGAUGAAGGCAGUGAUGUAUCUAAGGCUUCAUCCAUGGAAAGUGUGGAGGGCAAUUUAGACAGUCCAAGAACUAGCACCAGACGUAAGAGACCCACAUCUUUGGAGCUACCUGAAAUUAGAAUAUUCCAGGACGACAGUAAACCAGAAUCUCAGAGGGGAGAUGUCAACGAUAAUUUUGUGAAGCAGGAAGUACGAGCAGAUAUUGAUGAGGCCUAUGUAUCAUUAGAUGAGCCAAGUUCUUUAAAUCGAAGCAGAAGUAUGGAAAGCAAUGCAUCCAAUGAAUCUGAUAACACAGUUACUGAUUUGAAGGGAGAAACGAGAACACAAGAUAUAAUAGAAGCAAUUCAGAAUGCCAGCAUUGUAAAAGAGAGUGAGCCAAGUAAUGAAAAAGAAAACAGUGAAAUUAAAACUGAAUCCGAGCAGCCAGCAGAAGAAAAGAAGGCUUCAGAAUCGACAGAAAAGGCUUGGGAGCCUUCCUCAAAUUGUGAUAGUGUAAGUUCGGCAGAACUUCCAGUUAUUCAAGAGGAGGAGGAUACCCUCUCGUUGAAAUCGAUAUUACCAUCAUAUGUGAGGUCAGUUUCAACAAGCAGUGACAUUGGGAGUAUGAUCAGUGAAGGAAGUGAAGGUUCUGUUGAUCCAGAUGAAUCACUACCUCGUAGUCCCAGCACAGACACAGAGCUCCAUCCCGACUGGAAGGGCAGAGGAAGAUCUUUGAGUAUACAGCCUGGAUUAACCACGCCUUCAAAGAACAGAGGAAGAUCUAGAUCAAAUUCCGUUCAUCUCGAGCCAACUGUCAGCAGCCGUGCCAGACCCUGGGGAGGUGUCUGCAAUGGAUCUAUUGCAAGAGCUUUGGAAAAAUUUAACAUCAAGGAUGAUGACAUGACACCGGUGGGCCGAAGUAUCCAACAUAGGCGUAUGUCAUCCCCCGGGAUUUCUCCAUCAGCAGAAAAUAUGCCACCUUUUCAGUAAAAGCAUUAGUCAGCUUUCACCCACCAAACAUAGGAACGAGCAGUUUAUGAUAAUCUCUGUGAGAGCAUUAUAAGUCUUUGAACCUGUGAAUUAGUACACCACUGACACAUCUUCAGCAUUGAAUGUGUUGGUAAAAGAAUGUUUCUUCAAUUUUUAUAUUUUUUUCAAAUGUUUACCAAAGCUUGUCCAUACUCCCUAGUCAAGUACUUACUUCUUACUUUUGAGAAUAUUGUAUUUUACUUCAAUUCUAUUCCAAAUAGUAAGUGCUCUUGAAAGAACACUAAAUAUAUUUUAAUUUUACUCUUAAUUUUAAAGUGAAAACAGUACUUGAAAAUGUUGCCAAUUGUAUGUUAGAUACAUCAGUCAUAAAGCUAGACCAUUACUCAAGAGGUUAUGCUGUAAACUUUAAAGUUGAAAAACCUCCCCAAUACAAAAAAGCCAAUUAUUUUAACCAAAUGUGCCUUGAGGCUCGGCAGUAAAUGAGGCUUAUUUGUUAACUUGAAAACAGACUCCAAACCCCUUGCUGCCAGUCUGUGCACGUCUGACACGGUGCUUGUCAUAAAACGGGUAAUAAAACUUCCUCUCUUUCUUUGCUGGUGCUACAACCAUUACACCUGAACUUGUCCUUCUUCCACACAAUCUUUUUGAGCUUCGAAGCUUCCUUACUCUAAUCUUUUCAGUCUUAAUUAUUUGGCUCUUGCUUCUAUAAUAUUUUGUUUGUUGUCACCUUAUGAUGUUUGUGUUCGAAUCCGUUUUUUGUAUCUGAUUGUUAAUUCUUGUGUGAAAAAUAUCUGUCUACUUCAGAAAAAGUAUUUUUUAUAAAGAAAAACAAAAACUUCAUCCAAUCAUGUCAUCAUAGGGUUUAGAAUUCAUUUUGCAUCAUAUGUUUUACAUGAAUGUGUUGCCUUCCUGUCUUCUGUCACUCGCAUUUCUGGAAUUCAACUGCUCUGUUCUGUAUUUUUAUUUUCUUAUGUAAACCAAUUAAGCAAUAAUUAUGAGGCUCAUUCAGUUGCAGUCAGUUUGCGUGCAUUAGUUAGGGAAUAUGUUAAGCACUGAGGGACUUCUUAUUGCUGUCAUUCUUGUAUUCUUAUUUUCUUCUGCAAGGGAGUCUUAGGGAAAUGUCGUACCUUUGUUGUUACCAUAACAGCACUUUUCAAGUCAUUCUCUCCUCUCCAGUUGCAAAGAAAUUGAGAAUGAAUGAAAAGCAAGACGAAGCUUCCUCCAAACAUUUCUCCAAGUCAUGAUUUUAGUUUAUGUAUAUCCAUAUACCAGUUUUUUGUCCGUAAAUAAAAACUUCUGCGAAAAUA
Messenger RNA from Macrobrachium nipponense, 5168 nucleotides. RefSeq lists its product as uncharacterized. Gene Ontology annotation, biological process: intracellular signal transduction; positive regulation of apoptotic process; protein phosphorylation. The record is from RefSeq and is a predicted model, not a curated record. Gene Ontology annotation, cellular component: nucleus. The transcript has 7 exons. NCBI's taxonomy places the organism in Eukaryota, Metazoa, Arthropoda, Malacostraca, Decapoda, Palaemonidae. The coding region runs from base 595 to 3861 and encodes 1088 amino acids. Gene Ontology annotation, molecular function: protein serine/threonine kinase activity; ATP binding.